AUACCCGCUGGCUGGCUGACCCGUUUAGCUGGACGGACCGUUUCUGCGAUGUGAGCGUGAAUAAUUAUAUGAGAGCGAGAGAGAUAAUACCACCUGACUCUCUUCCGAGACCGAAACCAUCCAUCCCUGAAGCUAAGGAAGACAUCCUGAGAGAGUGUAAAGAAUGAGAGGCAGAAGCUGACACCUGGAGAAAUACAAGAGGUGGAACAAGGCUACCCACAGCUGUCUCUCUGCCUGGUGGAAUUACGCACGAUGGACCAGGAAGAAGACUUUCUGGACUUCAAGUCCUUGAGGGCAAAGUUCCAGGAUGAGGAAGUGUUGAUGCUGAAGCAGCCCGGGACCAAAUCUGCUCUCCCUGAGAAACCUAAAGUCCUGCCUCCUCCUCACAGCCCUACAAACUGCCUUCCUUCCCUCAGCUCCACAUCACACACACCCUCCAACUCACACUCCCUACCGCAUGGUGCUCGACCUUCCUUCUUCUCCUCCCUCCAGGGGCCGGGUGGCAUCGCAUCCAGAGUCAUCGUCAAGGAGGAGAAGGAGAAGAAGGUGAAGGGCAAAGACAAGGAUGAGGGAAAGGUGAAAUUACUAGGUAAAAAGAAGGCAGAGGCGAAGGCUGAUAAAGAGAAGGCGGAUGAAAGGAUGAAUGGAGGGAAAGAUAUUGUAGAAGUAGCGGUGAGGUCGGAUCUGCUGGACCAGAAACAGAAGAAAGAAGCAGACCUGGUCAUGAAGAACAAGAAGGUGUCCCUGCUGURCCCUGGGGGGUCUAAGGGGGGUAGUGUUGAGCUGGUAGACAUGUCACCACCGCCCAUAAACACAACAAAGAAGAAGGGUUUUCUGGGCAUCGGGAAGUCAGUGAAAACAGGGAAGAAGGGGAAAGAGGGGAGAGUUGAGCUUCUUCCUUUCCCCAUACUGGACAUAGCCAGCCCAGGCCUGAKUGACCCUGAACCUCUCAUGCCUCUAACCACCUUCGGAACCCCAGCCCCCCCUGGUGAUAUACCUAUACGUACCGUCAUUAUCCCACCUUCCCCAGCAGUACACAUUGUUCACUUACCCCCUGCCUCGAUACCUGCCCCAGUACUAGAUUCCCCCUUACCCAUGGAGCUGACUCAUAACCCAGUAUUUACCCUGUUACCCCCCACACUGAAACCUGCAUCAGCAGCUGAAGCCAUUACAGUCGUUACACCACCUAACCCCAUCCCAGUGAUCCCUGACCCUGCUAUCAUUGAUCACAUCCCUGAAACCCUCAGUCCUAAAACCCCAGCUGAAACCAUCCUAGCCCCCACCCUGCCAGUAUCAGUCCACCCUACCCCUUCCCCUGUUCUGGCCCCAUUCAGCCCAAUACCAGCUCCCCCAGUAACCCAUAUACUCCCUGCUGUCCCCUCCCCACCUCCACUCUCUACCUCCACCCCACCUCCACCUGUUAUCGCCACUCCAUCCCCACCCCCUGACCCUACCCCCUCUCCUCUUCCUCCCCCUACACCUCCAGCUGCUGAACUUGAACCUGUGUCUGUAGUAGUGGAUAUUGCUGUUAUAGUCGAGACCUCUGCCUCUCCACUUCCCUCUCACACCCCCCCUCCCCCAGCUGGUGACCCCUCAGUCACACCCCCGUCCCUCCAGCCUGAGAGGCCCGUGGGGGUCCAGGAACGGCCACUCUCGGCCCUGUUGGCUCUAGGACGAGCAGAAGAGAUGAGUUCACCAAAAAAAAGAGGUUCAGAGAUAAUCUUCAAUGCUCUGGAGAAAGCUAAGAGGACGCUCGCCAGCCCUCUUACGACCCCCAUCCCCUCCAGACCUGUCACGCCCACCAUAGAGGACCUACCCCCACCCCCCCACAACCCUAGCCCCACCCCGAUGAAAUCCCUACCUGAGCUCCCACCAAUCGACUACGAUGACCAGGCAGGGGCGGCAGCCCCUACACCCCUGAUACCGGCCCUAGUCAACGGUAUUGACAUUAGGCAGGCGUCUCCUAUGUUGGAGGGGAUAGCAGAGAAGGGGGCAAGGGACGUCCUACCAGACCUGUUUGUGGUGCCCCCUCCUCCCCCGAGAAAGCGCCUCCCAGAGGCCUCCACCCGAGGAUCCCCGCCAGAGAAACCCCCCCAACUCCCCUCCGUGGACCUGACUGCUUAUGCUGUGGAGAUUCCUGUUCCUUCAGCUGAUUCUGCUCUCAACGUUCCUGAGUUUGAGGAUGUAGGAUCGGAUGUUCUGGACUUGGAAGCCCCGGAGUUCCAGCCUGCAGACUUAGUGGACUUAGAGGUGUCUAAGUGGGGGUACGGAGAAUAUGGUGACCCUGAGUUUGCCCCACUAAACGCAGACAACAUUCCAGAGACAAUGCCUCUAGAACAGGAGAUUCUGGAAGAGGGUGAGGAGCUUCCGGAAGUUGAGGACCAGGGAGUUCCAGAGUUUGGAGUUGAAUUCAGAGAGAUUCCAGAAUCAGAACCGGGGGUGYAGGUUCCCGUGGAGGUUCUUCAGGAAACUGUCCAUGCCUCCCCUUUCAGCCAGAACCCCCAGCCAGCUGCAGGAGCCCAGGCAGAAGACAGCACCUAUGAAAGCUGUGGCAAUGCCUAUGAGGACAUGCCCUCAGCCAAGCAGAAGGUCAAGGGUCAACCCACCAAUAAAAAGAAAGGAUCAGCGAAGAGUAAGACACAGGCACCUUACAACCCAUAUGCUGAGACUCAGCUUCCGACAGAAGAAACACCCAAGACUGGCUGGUUCUUGAAGAAGCCUGCCUCGGAAACCCCAGAUGAGAAACAAUUGAAAAAGAUAGAAAAACAACGUUUGGAGAAGGAGAAGAAAGAACAGAAAGAAAGAGAGAGGAAAGAGCAGAAAGAGAGAGAGAAUAAAGAAAAUGAGAUGAAGAAGUUUAAGAUAACAGGUCAGAAGGAGGCUAUAUACCAGGCUACAGUGAUGGUAGCGUCUAAAGGACAUAAGAACGACCUGGCUGUGAAGAAUGGGGACAUAGUCAGCAUCAUACGGACCACAAACUGCCCGAAAGGAAAAUGGCUGGCCAGGGACAGCACUAAUACAUAUGGAUACAUCUCAGUGAGCGACGUGGAGCUGGACAUUAAGGAGAUGUUGGAAAUGGGGAAGAGGGCUUCUCGGGCCAUCAGCUGUAAAAACAUUACCACUAUGGUAGAACAGGGAGGAGAGGUGGCCAGUAUGGACAGCAGGACAUCCAAUCACUACCCACUUCAGGAAGAUACAGGCAGCUUCACAGACGACAGUGAGGAGUGGGCACAUGAUGAUGAUGAUGAACCUCUCUCCUCCCUCAUUGAGGAAGAGGCCACAGAGAGCUCUCUCUUUCCCUACUGUCUCCCUCCAAGAAGACCUGAAGAACUUGAACCUGAAGAACCGAUCAGCCCUAUGGACAUAGAAGGACCAGAGACAGUGUACCUGUUUAAAGAGGAAGCAGAUUUGAAGCUUCCAGAUAUGGUGGUUCUUCCUCCUCCUGACCUGUAUGCAGACAUCAUCAGUGACUCUUAGUAGACUACAAACUACCUACAGCUGGUGAACAAAGGAAGAACGGCAAGAUGGUAUGUCUGUUGUCAACUGCCAGUCAUCGCCAUGACAAUCACUCAGAUGACGGAGGCUUGUAGAAUCUGUCUGGACAACCUGCAAUCGGAUGGACUAUUUCUGUUAUAAUAUUGUUUUGGCUGGGAUUCAAUCUGAGCGCUCUAGUCAACAAAGCAGCCUUUUAAAGGUAACCGUGUUCAGAGAUCGCAUUCAAGAUAAAUGAUGCAGUUGUCGGCAAUUACCUUUUAAUUCGAAAUUACUGUUAAAUGUCAAGGACGCUAUAUCGCGGUUUUGGAUUGAAUCUCUUGUAUUGAUGUCKAUCCAGGGUUAUGGAGGAUGAGAUGAAGGGCUUUAUACAGAAUGUUUUAUAGAAAGACUAUGCGACACCAUACAUGUAUUGGUUUAGGUUCCACUGUGUCGUCCAUCUUUACAAGUGUUUACGAUGACUCAACACUGUAUCCAGCUACUUCUGUGUCUCAAAUGACACCCUAUUCCCUGUGUCAUACAUUAAGUGACAGAGGGUUAGCCACAUAUGGCUCAGUCAAAAGUAGUACACUACACAGGGAAUAGGAUGCCUGCCAUAGGAGACUUGUCUGUUUUUUAUAUUCCCAGUGAAUUUCCCAUAAAGUAUUAAAGAGAUGUAACAUUGA
This is a messenger RNA of Salvelinus sp. IW2-2015, 4157 nucleotides long. RefSeq names its product FYN-binding protein 1-like. Gene Ontology annotation, cellular component: plasma membrane. Gene Ontology annotation, biological process: protein localization to plasma membrane; integrin-mediated signaling pathway; T cell receptor signaling pathway. The record is from RefSeq and is a predicted model, not a curated record. Lineage: Eukaryota; Metazoa; Chordata; Actinopteri; Salmoniformes; Salmonidae. Gene Ontology annotation, molecular function: protein binding.